Protopolystoma xenopodis is the source of this 630-nucleotide messenger RNA. Lineage: Eukaryota; Metazoa; Platyhelminthes; Monogenea; Polystomatidea; Polystomatidae. The record is from the annotation of a GenBank genome assembly.
AUUAAUGGUGAUAGGGUCACUCAAGCCAGGACGUUGACGCCAGCCACCGAGCUCAAUCAAUCCUAUCCUAGAGUCACCUUGCUGUCAGGAUCAAGGUUUGACUGCUCACAAUCCAGCUUAAAUCCGCCUUCUCUGAUACAUGAGCCUGAAGCUUAUCAUCGUCUAAUGGAACAGAAAUUAGUACAUGAGCAAUUGCUUCAACUGCAGCAGCAUGGUUCUUCAUCCUUCGUAUCCGACGAUGGCAGAUUGUAUGACCACCCAUCCACAGGCAAAGGGCUCAUACUACCAGAACUGCUGGCUCCGUCACGUGCUGGCUCAGCAUCAGCUGUUGUCUAUCCGGCUUAUCCGACUCUCUCCCCGUUGCUGCGAAUAGGCAUUGUGCAAGAUAUCUUUUGUUCUCCCAUAGAUCCAUUAAUGCAUUCCGUAAUGGGCCGUGAUGGAGUUUUGGGCGGCCUACCUUGUGAGAAGGAUGACGAAGCUAAUGAGGAAAAUCAAACACCGAGGGAACGUCGGAUAGCUCGGAUUGUGAUGGUUGUCGCCUUUUUUCUUUUCAUGAUGUGCUUCCUGUUGGUGGCCGUCAACCUCAUGAUGUCCGACCACAUUGAUCAAGCAGGUGUGUACCCUUUAUAG